UGGGUGAAUGCACGAAUGAUCAUUUGGAAGGGGGUGCCCAAAGCGAAGACCCAAGAGCCUGCCAACCACUCGGCACUCACAUCGCCACCUCCCACACCCUCAAAGGGCCCACUUCGGCAAAGGGGGGCUUCCGGGAGGGGUCUUCAGCCCUUCCGGUCCAGCCCCUUUAAGGGGCGGAGCCAGAGGGACCGACGCUCGGAUCGCCGGGGCGGUGCAAAGAUGGCGGCGAGGGCUCCGGCGACGGCCGCGGGCCCUGGAGUGGCUGAGACCCCGAGCUCGCUGCUGCUCGUGGUGGGCGGCGAGUGCGGGAGCCCGGGGCUGCUGGCCUAUGUGCUGGAGGAGCUCGAGCGAGGCAUCCGGUCCUGGGACAUUGAUCCUGGCAUCUGCAGCCUUGAUGAGCAGCUCAAGGUCUUCGUGUCCCGGCACUCGGCUACCUUCUCCAGCAUUGUGAAAGGGCCUGAUUCCUUCCCAGGCCAGCGGAGCCUACACCACCGAGGAGACGCUUUGGAGACCCUGGUCCUUCUGAACCCAUCAGACAAGUCCCUCUGCGAAGAGCUCCGGAACCUUCUGCUGGACCCUGCCCCCCACAAGCUGCUGGUGCUGGCCGGGCCUUGCCUGGAGGAGACAGGGGAGCUGCUGCUGCAGUCGGGGGGCUUCUCCCCCCGCCACUUCCUCCAGGUCCUGGGGGACAAAGAGAUCCGGGACCUCCUGGCCUCCACACCUCCACCUACAGACCCACCCAAGCUCACCAUCACCUGUCCGACCUUUGGUGACUGGGCCCAGCUGGCCCCUGAAGUGCUCGGCCUCUGGGGUGUGCUCCAGCUGCAGUUAAACCCGCCUGUGCAGCUGCCGGCUUCCGAGGGCCUGCAUGAGUUCCUGGAGUAUGUGGCGGAGGCACUGGAGCCGCCAUCCCCCUUUGAGCUGCUUGAGCCACCAGCCUCUGUGGGCUUCCUCAGGCUCGCCCGGCCCUGUUGCUACAUCUUCCCUGGCGGCCUGGGUGACGCCGCCUUCUUCGCCGUCAAUGGCUUCACGGUGCUGGUCAACGGCGGCUCAAACCCCAAGUCGAGCUUCUGGAAGCUGGUAAGGCACCUGGAUCGGGUGGAUGCUGUGCUGGUGACCCACGCGGGUGCAGACAGCCUCCCUGGCCUCAACAGUCUGCUGCGGCGUAAGCUGGCGGAGCGUGACGAGGCGGCGGCCGGCGGGGCCUCUGAGGAUGAGAAGCUGCGUCGGCUCAUCUCACCCAGCCUGGGUGUCGUGUUCCUCAGUGCCCGCGCCGCUGCCUCGCGUCUGGUGCGUGGUGAGGAUGAGGCGGAGCUGGCCCUGAGCCUCCUGGGCCAGCUGGGCAUCGCUCCUCUGCCCCUGAACCGCGGGCCACUGCCGGCAGAGCCCACGGUGCUCUUCCAGAAGAUGGGCGUGGGCCGGCUGGAUAUGUAUGUGCUGCACCCGCCCUUGACCGCUGCUGACCGCACACUGGCCUCUGUGUGCGCCCUGCUGGUGUGGCACCCCUCGGGCCCCACAGAGAAGGUGGUGCGUGUGCUCUUUCCUGGUUGCACACCACCCGCCCGCCUCCUGGACAGCCUGGUCCGCCUGCAGCACUUAGGGUUCUUGCGGGAGCCUGUGGUGACCCCCCAGGACCUGGCAGGGCCUCGGCGAGCUGAGAGCAAGGAAAGCGUGGGCUCCCGGGAUAGCUUGAGGAGAGAGGGCCGGACUAUGGCCCCCGCACGGCCUGCCCAGGAGCGCGCUGGGGCAGCACGGAAGGUGAUGGCCCAGGCUGAGGCUCCUCGCAGGGUUGAGAAAGAAGCCAGGCCCCCCAGGGAGGUGAAGAAGGAACCCAAGCCAAGUGUCCCUCGGGCCCAGCCCCGGGAGGUGCGCCGGGCAGCCUCCGCUGUCGUCAGCACCAAGAAGGCAGGAGCCCAGGCGGUCCCCAAAUCCCGCAGAGCGCCCAACAGCCCCCGCCCGGGUGUCCCGCUGCCCAAGAAUGGGCCCCGCAGUCCCCCCAGCUUCCGGUGUGGAGACGGCAGCCCCCACAAGGAGGCCUGCAGCUCCCCCGCCCCCCAGCUGGUGGCCACGCCCAGCCAGGAGAGCAGUCUGGAGCUGGGGCCGAGCCCAGCCAGGGAGGACUGCGGCGGCACGGCCGGGGAGACUCUGGAGCUGCUCUUGUCCACGAGCAGCCCCCGGCCCUGCACACCCUCACCUGCCGGAGCCCCCCAGGACCAGGCUGAGGGCAGCGGGCGGCUGUCCCUGAGCCCACUGCGGGGCGGGGAGGCUGGGCCGGAUGCCUCGCCCACGGUGACCACACCCUCGCUGCCUGCCGAGGUUGGAUCCCCGCACUCCACGGAGGUGGACGAGUCUCUGUCCAUCUCCUUCGAGCAGGCACUCCCGCUGCCGCCCGCUGCCUCAAGCGAGGCCGGGCUGAGCCUCCCUCUUCGCGGCCCCAGGGUGCGGCGCUCAGCGUCCCCACACGAUGUGGACCUGUGUCUGGUGUCGCCGUGCGAGUUUGAGCACCGCAAGGCAGUGCCCAUGGCACCAGCACCCGCCUCCCCCGGCAGCUCGAACGACAGCAGCGCUCGGUCCCAGGAGUGGGCAGGGGCCCCAGGGGCCGAGGAGACCCCGCCCACGUCUGUCAGUGAAUCCCUGCCCACCCUGUCUGACUCGGACCCCCUGCCUGCCGCCCCCGGCCCCACGGACUCGGAUGAGGACAUGGAAGGCUUAGGGGUCCCUGGCUGCGACCCGCUGCCCGAGCCUCUCAAGUUUCCCCCACCGCUGCCUACCCCGCCCAGCAUCUGCAUGGUGGACCCUGAGAUGCUGCCCCCCGAGCAGGCCCAGCUGACGGAGGGCCUCGGUCGCACCCGGAAGCCCCUGGCUCGUCCCAGCCCUGGCCGUGCUGUCCCCAAAGCUGCUCCAGUGACCACUGCCAAAAGCAAGGGGCUGGUUGGUGGGGACCGGGCCAGUCGGCCACUCAGCACCCGGACUGAGCCUGGUAACAAGGGAGGUCGGGCACCGCUAUCCAGGAAGUCCUCAGUUCCCAAGACGACAACUUGGGGCCCAUCUGGGUCAGCUGGCAGCCGGCCAGGUGGGUCAGCAGCCCCGUCCGGCUCCCCUGUCUACCUCGAUCUGGCCUACCUGCCCAGUGGGGCCAGCGCCCGCCUGGUGGAUGAGGAGUUCUUCCGGCGAGUGCGUGCGCUCUGCUAUGUCAUCAGUGGCCAAGACCAGCGCAAAGAAGAGGGCAUGCGGGCUGUCCUGGAUGCGCUGCUGGCUGGCAAGCAGCAGUGGGACCGUGACCUCCAGGUGACCCUGAUCCCCACCUUUGACUCGGUGGCCAUGCACGAAUGGUAUGAGGAGACGCACGCCCGGCACCAGGCUCUGGGUAUCACGGUGCUGGGCAGUGACAGCACAGUGUCCAUGCAAGAUGAGGCCUUCCCUGCCUGCAAGGUGGAGUUCUAGCCCCACUCCCACCCACCCCCUCUGCCUAGAACCUGCCACCAUCCUGAGGUUUGCCUGCGUCACAAAUAAACCAGGUACUCCACUCGG
This is a messenger RNA of Manis pentadactyla (Chinese pangolin), 3531 nucleotides long. It is a transcript of the gene MAP1S, whose product is annotated as microtubule associated protein 1S. Gene Ontology annotation, biological process: microtubule cytoskeleton organization; axonogenesis; regulation of microtubule depolymerization. NCBI's taxonomy places the organism in Eukaryota, Metazoa, Chordata, Mammalia, Pholidota, Manidae. Gene Ontology annotation, cellular component: microtubule; synapse; microtubule associated complex. Gene Ontology annotation, molecular function: actin binding; microtubule binding. Bases 16 to 3444 code for a protein of 1142 amino acids. The record is from RefSeq and is a predicted model, not a curated record. The transcript is spliced from 7 exons.